Cicer arietinum (chickpea) is the source of this 3666-nucleotide messenger RNA. Its product is annotated as protein BREAST CANCER SUSCEPTIBILITY 2 homolog B-like. Lineage: Eukaryota; Viridiplantae; Streptophyta; Magnoliopsida; Fabales; Fabaceae. The record is from RefSeq and is a predicted model, not a curated record. Gene Ontology annotation, biological process: double-strand break repair via homologous recombination; regulation of DNA-templated transcription.
UGCGAGUCUUUUUAAAUUCUGGAAGGAAAAGGAAAUAAAAAGUACACAUAUACACAGACCGGGCGAAGAGGGAGUGCGUAGCUAGAAGCGAACUUUUGUUUCCCGCCAUCCCCCCUAAAAAAAAGCGAACCAAUCAAAUCCCUAAUUUGCUUAAUUACGCCUCAAAUUCGAACAAGAAGAUAGAAGAAAUGUCGACAUGGCAGAUACUCUCCGACGCCGAUAACAAUUACCGGUGGCAAAUCAACACAACAGACACUUCAAAUGUUAUUACAUCUUUGCCCCUCACCACCUCUCCCCUUCCGUCAAUGCACAAUCUUCUCCUACACGCUUCUGAGUCACACCUUUUCCAACCUCAAGGCGAAGAACAUGCAAUAGAUGAUAGUUUUGAUUUCUCGAAUUCUCUUUUCAAGACAGCUUCUGGAAGAAAAGUUACUAUUUCUUCUAACGGUCUUGUUAGAGCUAAGACGUUAUUAGGAUUAGGAUUGAAAGAAGAAGAAGAAACCGUUGGUGGUAGUUAUAUUCAAACUCCUCAGAAUGCUAAGAAAUUUUAUGCAUUUGAUGAAGAAUCACCUAAUUUACAACUUAUGGAUAGUAGUAAAGUUACGAGUUCCGUGUCGUUUCGAAGUCCUUUAGUUGGUAGAUUGAAAAAUGGUUUUGAUAAUAAAAUAGUGCAACCAGAUAGUGUUAGUGGUGGUGCUAAACAAGCUCCAAUUAAAUUCCAAACUGCGGGGGGAAGGUCAAUAUCUAUUUCCGGCGAUGCACUGAAACGUGCUAGGAACCUUCUUGGUGAUCCUGAUUUGGGAGAUUUUUUCGAUGUAGGGGAUUCGCUUUUCUCAUUUCCAGAUAAGAGACAAACCAAUGCAAUCACUUCCUCUGGUGGAAGAAGUGAUUGUAGUAGUACUACUAAUCAUUUGGUCCAUCAAAUGACACCAGAGAGUAACCACAAUGGCAAACACAAUCACAUGACAAAAAGUUUCACACACCCUUUGCAGCCUUCUAGACAAAUGGAAUUUUCAAAUAAGUUUUGUCAUGAAGGUAAUGGGAAUAACUUAAUCAUGAAAUUUGAUGAUGUUGUGAAUGAAAGUGAUUGUGUCCGGAAAAAUAGCAAUACUUUUGGACAAAAACCCUUGUAUGACAGGAAUGGAGCGUUUGACUCUACAAUAAACAGUUCUUCAUUGAAUGGUCUGUCUUCAAGAAUGGAUGUGCAUGGAAAGCCGUUGGGUAGGGCAUUGGUUGAUAUUUCCAAUACCGUUAACAAAGUUCAUACAAACAAUAAACAGCCUGCUAGUGGGAAAAGGAGACUAGGAUUAGGUUUAACUGUUUCUCCCUUCAAAAAGCCUCGCAUUUCCAAAUUUUCUGCCACUGGUGACCAAGAUGUUGGAAACUUUCCUAAUGAUUUGUCUCAAUUAUCAUCUGGUGCUUCUGGAUGUAAAAGAAAGCUUUCUACCAGAUAUCCAUUUCAAUACCCAAGGAUGCACAUCAAGGAUUUUUUCGCAGUUCCUCUGUUAGAGCAGAAAGUGCUUUUUCCCAACCCAGUCAAACAGGUGACAUCAGGUAAUGCAAGAGAGUACAUAUUCCAUGAUGGGUCUGUUGAUAACGAUAUUGGAGCAGAAGCUUUUGUUCAUCUAUUGGCACAACAUGGAGCUUCCUUGCAUUUUGCUUCUAAAGAGUGGGUCUUGAAUCAUUACAAGUGGAUUGUAUGGAAACUGGCAUGCUAUGAGAGAUGCUAUCCAGCUAGGUGUUCGGGAAAAUUUCUGACUGUAUCAAAUGUUCUUGAGGAGCUGAAGUACAGAUAUGAAAGAGAAGUGAAUCAUGGCCACCGGUCUACCAUCAAGAAAAUUCAUGAAGGGGAUGCAUUGCCUUCUUCAAUGAUGACUCUCUGCAUAUCUAGUAUUCACUCUGAUCAUGCUCUUGAAAGUGAGACAUUAUUUGAGGCACAAACCGGGGAUCAAAGCAGGGAGGCAGUAAAGGUUGAACUAACUGAUGGAUGGUAUUCUAUAAAUGCCAUUUUAGAUGUUCCAUUGUCCAAGCAACUGGCUGCUGGAAGACUGUUUGUAGGACAGAAGCUUCGUAUCUGGGGAGCAGGAUUAUGUGGCUGGAAUGGGCCAGUUUCACCUCUUGAGGUGCCAUCAACGGUUAGUUUAUUGCUUCACAUAAAUGGAACAUAUAGAACUCAUUGGGCAGAGCAGUUAGGAUUUUGUAAAGUUGCUGGUCCACCUUUGGCUUUCAGGUGCAUAAAAAGCAAUGGUGGUAUAAUACCUCUGACGUUGGUAGGAAUUACCCGCAUGUAUCCUAUUCUUUACAAGGAAAGGUUAAGCAGUGGUCGAUCUGUUGUCAUAUCAGAGAGGAUGGAAAAUAACAUGAUGGAGCUGCACAAUCAGAGACGCUCAGCUGUUGUAGAUGACAUUGUUUCGGAGUAUCAGAAGGACAUAAAGGGUUCACAUAUUUAUGAUUACGACGACAGUGAAGGGGCUAAAAUUUAUAAGAUGCUGGAGACAGCUGCAGAACCCGAAUUCCUAAUGGCAGAUAUGACUCCGGAGCAACUUAGUUCUUUUGCUGCUUAUAAGGCCAAAUUAAAUGCAAUUAGACAGACAGAAAUGGAAAGUUCAAUAGAGAAAGCUUUGAAAGAUUCUGGCUUGGGAAACAGAGAAGUAACACCAUUUCUGAGGUUGCGGGUAGUUGGAUUAACUUACAAAACUCGACAAGAGAAGCCUAAAGAGGGCAUAGUAACAAUCUGGAAUCCAACACAGAAGCAGCGUCAGGAGCUGGUAGAGGGAGAAGCAUAUGCAAUUGCAGGACUCAUACCAUCGGACUUUGAUUCAGAUGUCCUUCACUUGCAGACUAAAGGAUCUUCUACCAAGUGGUUGCCAUUAUCUUCUAAUGCCAAAGAACAGUUUAAGCCAUUUUUCAAUAAUCGGAAAUCAAUCCCAUUGUCAAGUUUGAGUGACAUUCCCCUUUCCAAUGAGUUCGACGUUGUUGCAUUUGUUGUGCACGUGGGAGAGGUUUAUACAUCGAGUCAACAGAUGAUGCAAUGGGUUUUUGUGACGGAUGGAUCCAUCAUGUAUGGUUUACAGUCAGAAAAGUUAAUGGACACAUUGCUUGCCAUCUGCUUUUGUUCCCCAUUGAUUGAUUGUGAUUCAUUUCCACCAAUCAACCACAACCUUGCUGGAUCUACGGUUGGUUUCUGUAAUCUUAUUAAAAAGGACAAGGACCAUACAAACCAUGUCUGGGUUGCUGAUGCUAAUGAGAAUUCAACGUAUUAUUUGAAAUUUGAUUCCCCAAAGUGUUGUCACCUCAGAAAUGCUGCCAACUCUGUCAGAAGAUGGGCCACUGAUUCUACCUUGAUAGUAGAGAAACUCAAAGAAAAGGUGGUGGGCAUAGUUGGUAAUUGUAAAGCCUAGAUGGAGUUAGGAAGGGGAACUGUGUAAAGAUAUGAGCAUGUUGCUCUAUUGUCUUAGUAAGAUUAAUCAUUUCUAAAUCCAUGACCACAUUGACGUACUAAAAGUUAACUGGUCUUUGACCCAAAAACAAGUUAACAGGUCUUUUGAAAAAUAUAAUGUUAAGUGUGUUCCUUUUGAGGAAUUGUAAAUGUAAAUUUUAUCAAAAUGAUAUUUAUUUUCUAUGCAGUUUUGAUGUAGCAUGUAUAAAAUAAUAGUUGCAGAGUUA